Liolophura sinensis is the source of this 1029-nucleotide messenger RNA. RefSeq names its product probable G-protein coupled receptor 32. Lineage: Eukaryota; Metazoa; Mollusca; Polyplacophora; Chitonida; Chitonidae. The coding region runs from base 1 to 1029 and encodes 342 amino acids. Gene Ontology annotation, molecular function: G protein-coupled receptor activity. The record is from RefSeq and is a predicted model, not a curated record. The transcript has a single exon. Gene Ontology annotation, biological process: G protein-coupled receptor signaling pathway. Gene Ontology annotation, cellular component: membrane.
AUGUCGCAGCAUUCCGAUGACCCUGAUGGAAACGUCAGCCUUUGGAUGUCUAACUACCAUUCUUACCAGGACUCGACUUCACAGUCCGGAUUCACUCGCGGGUAUUCGGACCAAGCGUCGACCAUAUUUCCGGUUGAAUAUUAUAAAGAUUCGUUUUACUUGUGGAUUUUGACGUCCGUCACCAUUGUCGGCUUCCUAGGCAACACUGUGUCGAUCGUGACAAUAGUUAGGCUGCAUCCUGUGACGUCAUCAUCAUUAUGUAUCAUUUUUCUCGCUCUCGCCGACACGUUGUCUCUUCUUUCCAAAACUGCGUACAUGCAGCUAUCAUUUCACAACGUCAACAUCGGCCAUUCUGGCUGUAAAAUUUUCCCGUACCUGAUGAACACUUUACCAAUGAUAGCCAAUUGGAUAAUCGUUGUCAUGACAACUGAACGCUUUGUAGCCACGUGGUACCCACUCUGGAUUUACAAAAUCAGCACGUUAAGGACCACCUCAAUGGUGACAUUUGGCAUCGUCAUGUUUUUCUUGGCCAUUAACAGUGUUCAUUUGAUUUUGUUUGAACAAGUGUCGGAUUCUCGAUCCCGUUACUAUUGCCUGCCUCACCAAGACUUCAAACAUUUCAUCGUGAAAAUCUGGUUCUGGACAGAAGGCAGUUUCGCCGUUAUUUUACCCUGUAUUUCUUUGAUUGCCCUGAAUUCUCUCAUCGUCAUUGGUGCCCGAAAGUCUUGUCAGCCCGGAUCCGUCCAAAAGCGCAAGCAGCAGGUCCAGCUGACCGCCAUGUUGGUUACGGUGUCUGCCAUGUUUAUAUUGCUGACAAUUCCAGGCGUGAUUUUCUCCAUCGUCAUCGGGAAAUGGCAUUACUACGCCUCACCCGAUUUGAAAAACGCAUCGACGACUGUAAGGAUAUUGUCAGACUUGAACCACUCGAUCAACUUUUUCUUGUAUUUUUUAACCGGAAGACGGUUUCGCAGACACCUAUUCUUGGCCAAUCUGGAAUCCCAAAGGCCAAGGCGCGCCCAAAGUGUUUGA